Capsicum annuum is the source of this 1171-nucleotide messenger RNA. Its product is annotated as aquaporin NIP1-1. Gene Ontology annotation, molecular function: channel activity. The transcript is spliced from 5 exons. The record is from RefSeq and is a predicted model, not a curated record. Gene Ontology annotation, cellular component: membrane. NCBI's taxonomy places the organism in Eukaryota, Viridiplantae, Streptophyta, Magnoliopsida, Solanales, Solanaceae. The coding region runs from base 109 to 960 and encodes 283 amino acids. Gene Ontology annotation, biological process: transmembrane transport.
ACCUUAGUUCUUCCCAACUACUUCCUUAGUAUUAAUCUAUCUUAUCUCUUUUGUUAUCUUGAACAAUUAUAAUUAAAGCUUAAAUUAAGGAUUAAUUGUUUAUUAACUAUGGUUGAUCAUCAUCAAAAUGUUGCUGGAGGAGCUAAUGGAAAUAUUAAUCAUGGUGUAAUUACUUUGAAUAUUAAAGAAGAUGAUGAUUUGAAUAAUCAAAAUAAUGAUUCUUCUUCAAGUUGCACCUUUCUUACUAUUCCUUUUAUUCAAAAGGUAAUAGCAGAAAUGGUAGGAACCUAUUUCUUGAUAUUUGCUGGAUGUGGAUCAGUAGUGGUGAAUGCAGAUAAAGGGAUAAUAACAUUUCCAGGAAUAGCCAUAACUUGGGGACUUGUUGUUAUGGUUAUGGUUUAUUCUGUUGGUCACAUUUCUGGUGCACAUUUUAAUCCUUCUGUUACUAUUGCCUUUGCCACUUGCAAAAGGUUCCCUUGGAAACAGGUACCAGCAUAUGUUGCAGCUCAAGUUCUUGGAGCAACCCUAGCAAGCGGAACUUUACGAUUAAUAUUCAACGGAACACACGAUCACUUCGCCGGAACCCUACCCUCCGGCACCGACAUUCAAUCGUUCGUCGUCGAAUUUAUUAUUACAUUUUAUCUCAUGUUCGUCAUCUCCGGUGUUGCCACCGAUAAUCGAGCUAUAGGAGAACUUGCUGGUCUUGCUGUGGGAGCAACCAUUUUGCUUAAUGUGAUGUUUACUGGGCCGAUAUCGGGGGCAUCAAUGAAUCCAGCAAGGAGUUUGGGCCCAGCAAUAGUGUCAAGCCAUUACAAAGGCCUAUGGAUUUACUUGGUUAGCCCAACACUUGGGGCCAUAGCUGGUGCUUGGGUUUACAAUAUUAUUAGAUUUACUGACAAACCUUUACGUGAAAUAACCAAAAGUGGAUCUUUUCUCAAGUCCAAAAAUUCUAGCACUUAAAAGUGACCACAUUUGCAAAAACUAGUAGUAAUAAUGGAAGGAGAUAAAGAGUGGCUACUUUUGUAAUGGACAAAUGGAAAAGGCUAUGGUUAAAGAGUGGCUACUUUUGUAAUAUACAAAGGGGAAAGGCUAUGGUUACUUUGCAAUACAAAAAGGAAAAAGGCUAUGUAAUUUGUAAUAUAAUAAAUGAAGUAAAUUUAUGUUUUUAGAA